This is a messenger RNA of Ostertagia ostertagi, 246 nucleotides long. The record is from the annotation of a GenBank genome assembly. Lineage: Eukaryota; Metazoa; Nematoda; Chromadorea; Rhabditida; Trichostrongylidae.
AUGUGGUUCGAAGAGCGUAGUUGGUCAAAUCUGAGGAUGUCAGAUCUAGUGGAGGAAUGGCGGGAUCUCUGGUCAUUCAAGGUGGAUUUUAUGGUAGCUGCUAUCUCGUAUGUUUUUGCCACUACUAACUUCUUGAAUCUGCCGAAGCUCAUUUUAGAAAAUGGCGGAUGUUUUCUUUUAUUUUUGCUGAAGUUCUACGCUGAAGUUCAUCUUUUCUACCCAUGUGAUACAUUUUUUCAAGCUUAG